GUAUGUAUGUCCCCACCCUCUCUCUCUCUCUCUCUCUAAACUUCGUUUGGUUGAUUGAAGAAACUGAAGUCUUCAGCAGAGCUCACACACACGCUCAUUCUCUGAAUUCGUGCAUUUUGUCGCCCGAAGCCUUCGAUUUCUCUCAGAUCCGUUGCGUUUCGCCACAAUCUGACCCCAAAUUCGCUUUUCUCACCGUUGAAUUCCUCGGGUUUCCAUUCAGUAUCACUCUCAUUCCCGGUUUUCUCUGCCGAUUCGAUGCUUUCGUCACUCGUGCAGAGUUGCACUGCCAGGAGAUUCAUUUGGUUUCUGGCGUUCUCUGCCUCGGUAUCGUAACAUCAUUCCACUGAAAUCUAUCAAGUUCUCCCUGUGGUUUGCAAGUCAGCAUGGUGAUGACUUUCAUCAAAAUGGGUUGGAUGCGAACAGGUACAACAAGAGACACCAAAUAUGGUGAUGGUUUCUAGGGCUGGCGUACAACGCAAUACCUGAUUUAUGCAGCAUUUUACCUUCUGGGUACUAGAUGUCGAUGGUGAAGCCAAGUUCUCUAUGUUGCGUCUUGUGAAUUGGGUCUGUGUAACCUCGGUUUCUUGUGCUACGGAAGAUUUUUGCAGCAUCUAGAAUUAGAGGUUAGGCAUUGGAGAAAGGGGGAAGGGGAUAAACCUGCUGUUUUGCAUCUUUUUCUAAUUAGCAAGGCUUGCCUUGUUUCUAUUUGUUGCUUGAAAUUGUGAGGGAGAGACUGGGGCACCAAAAUGCUGGAGUCUGAAUUAUUUUCUUCUCGGGUGCUCUCGCCCUUUCGAGAGGAAAGCGGAGAUGAAGAGCUCUCUGUGCUUCCUAGGCACACUAAAGUUAUUGUAACAGGAAACAACAGAACAAAGUCUGUUUUGGUGGGUUUGCAAGGAGUCGUCAAGAAAGCAGUGGGCCUUGGUGGUUGGCAUUGGCUGGUUCUAAAAAAUGGGGUUGAAGUGAAGCUACAAAGGAAUGCUCUGAGUGUUCUAGAGCCUCCCACUGGGAAUGAAGAAGAUGAAGACGAUUUUGAUAACUCUAGCAGUAGCUCUGACAUUGGCAUAAAGGAUACUGAUUUCUCCAGCAGAGUUGAGUUCAGAAAACUUAGCAAACCAAGAGUACGGUAUACAAAGCCAAUCCCAUCUCUGUCAGCAAAGUCAACCAAUCGUAGCAGUUCUAAAGAAGCUCAAUCUGAUGUUCUGACAUCCCAAUCGAGAGUGAAGUUGGCAAAAUUAGGAAGCAGUUCACUGUGGAGAUACUGGAGAAGCUUUAAACUUGGAGCAGCUAACCCUAAUCUUUCGAAAGAGCAAGUGGCUAAUGUUGUUCAGAAGCAUUUUGAUUCACAGCAUGUCGAGGAGAUCCAAGUGAUCGCAGAAUUUAUCCAUGCAGCCAAGAGACUGAAGUUAGCAGCACGGAGUGUUUAGAGAAAUGAUCAGCAGCUGAUCAGUGGUUGUGUUGUUAGUAUAAUUAUCUAUACAUAUCAACUCUAACCUUAUGCUUUAGACUCCUAAUUACAGAUUGCUAAUUAUGUGAGUGCACCUCUAACCCCUAUUAGUAAGUAAGCUGAGCGCAUGACCUUGUAACUUUGAUCUAUCCCCAGCAUUGCCAAUUUAGUAUUAGUAGAGGCCACAGGCUGUUUGUUAUAUAAGCUGGCUAGUGGCUGGUUGUAGGUCUGAUUGUUUCUAUGGGUCCAUGUUCUGUUUGAAUGGUCUGAAAUGCAAGCUUUUCACUGAAUCAUCUAUCUAUCUCUGUCGUUUUCUGA
Molecule: messenger RNA, 1762 nt
Organism: Diospyros lotus (date-plum)
Lineage: Eukaryota; Viridiplantae; Streptophyta; Magnoliopsida; Ericales; Ebenaceae
Exons: 7
Coding region: 747-1424 (225 amino acids)
Biological process (GO): regulation of DNA-templated transcription
Cellular component (GO): histone deacetylase complex
Molecular function (GO): transcription coregulator activity; protein binding
Source: RefSeq, a predicted model, not a curated record